Molecule: messenger RNA, 4671 nt
Organism: Condylostylus longicornis
Lineage: Eukaryota; Metazoa; Arthropoda; Insecta; Diptera; Dolichopodidae
Product: probable serine/threonine-protein kinase DDB_G0282963
Exons: 3
Coding region: 126-4550 (1474 amino acids)
Source: RefSeq, a predicted model, not a curated record
CCGGUUCAACUCGAAUUCCACGCUUUGAUUUAAUAAAUGGCGGUAAUACAGCAACAUCGACUCGUAUACCAAUAUCUGGUUCAUUACGUAUACAACAAAGUCAUAUUGUACCACCAGUUGGUUUAAUGCAACCAACAAAAAUUAUUUCAACAACAACAAUACCUGCAGCAUCAGUACCAUGUACAGCAACAACAGCGACAGCAACAUUAACAACAACAACAAAAAUAGCACGUCCAAAUACUUUAACUGGUAUAAGACAGCCAAUAAAUACAAUAGCAUCAUUAAAAAAAUCUUUUACUGGUGAAAAAUUUACGGAGGCAGCGAAUUUAAUGAGCCAAAAAACGACAACAGCAGUUCGAAAAUUUUUAACAAAACCGGAAAAAUCAGAAAAAAAUAUUGAAACAAAACGUACAAUUACAAAUUUAGAAAAAGGUAGUAAAGAAGAGAAUUCAAACGAAAAAUUACAAUUAAAUCAGAAAUCUAGAACAAUUUUACCAAAUGAAAAACAACAUCAACAGCCACAACAACCUCGUUCAAUAUUAACACGUUCCGAAACAUUUGUACGUGAUGAUAAUACAAAUAAUGAUGAUGAUGAUGUUAAUAAUGAUGGUAAUUGUAAUAAUGAAAGUGUCGAUUGUCCAAAUUCAACAAUAAUAACAACAGCAAAAACUAUACCAGCUGAUUUAUUAGGUCAUACUUAUGAUAUAAUAGAAGAUGAGUGUAAUGAUUUAACCCGAACAACAAGAAUGAUUAGAAAAACUCAACAACAGCCACGCUAUAGUUUAUUUGACACAUCAAAAGAUUUAAUACAAUCUACACCUAGAAUUGAUAACGUGACAAAAAUUUUAGAUAAAACAAAUCUUAUAAACGAUAAUUUACGUAUAAAUAAUACUCAGCUGCUGGAAUCAGCUUCAAUAACUACUCCUGGUAUAACAAAUAUAACUACUACUAUUAAAAAACCAUUAAACCCAAUUAUAAAUUCAACACAAAAUUCUGAUCAAAUAUAUAAUAAUGCAACAGCAGCAGCAUUUUUAACUAGAACUUUUGAAAAUACAGUCAACGAAGAUUAUUUAGAAAAUACAUUACCAAUAAGUCCAUUAAAACCAUUAAGAAGAUCAGAAACAUUUAGUCAAAUACCAAAUACUGAAGAUCAUCCAUUAUUAGAUGAAAAUUAUUUUAAUGAAACUCAAAUAUGUGAACGUUUAACUGAUAAAAAUAAUUCUGUUUUGAAUGCAACCCUAAUUCUUUCAAAUCAUAAUGAUGAUAAUAAUGAUUUUAAUAAUGAUUAUUUAGAGAAAACUUUAACAGGAAAUUUAAAUGAUAAUAAUGAAAGUUUAUUAAAUAAAACAUUAGUAAUUGAUAAUAAUACAAUAACAAUAGCACCAGAUAAAAAAGAUAUGAAAUUACAAUUGAAUUCAACAAUACAAAAUAAUUUAACACCAAAUGAAAGAAUAAUUGAUAUAACAACAAGUAUUUCACCGCGUAAUCAUCUUAUGAAUUUAACAAGAGGACUAUUAGAUUCACCACCAUUUAAAGAUAUAAAAAAUCAAACAGCACUUUUAUACAUGUCACCACAGACUGAAUUAAAACAUUCAAUAUUAGCACCUAGAAAAGCAAGUUCACGUGCAUCAUUAGCAAAAACACCAGAUGAUUUAUUAGAACCAAUGGAUAUUGAUCAAUAUGGUAAUGUUUUUGAUAUACCAAUGAAUGUGAAACAAGCUUUAUCAAUGAAUGCAUUACAAGAAUUAAAACAAAAUACAAAACCGAGAUUUUCAUUUGGUUUAGAUUUAACUGAAUCAACAUUAGAUUGUUCAAUUGAAUUAUGUGAUAUAUCAUUAGCAUCAAAUGCUCCAUCAGCUUCAAUUGGACCAGGAGGAAAUAUUAAUAGUUGUAAUGGUAUAUCAUCAUCAUCAGCUCAAAUUGAUUCACCUGGAACAUUACUAAAAAAACAAAAUUCAUUUGAUUUAGAUGAAAGUUUAGGUAUUUUAACACCAGAUCAAAUGAAAGAGUUCCUAGAUUCAACAACAACAAAUAAUACAAAUAAUUUAGAUUUACCCGGUUUAAUAGCACAUCAUUCAUCAAAUAUUAAUGGUUUAAAUUUUAAUGGUAAAGCUGGUUCAAAAUUAUCACUACAUCAAAUGAGAAUUGAUUUAACACCGUCACCAGAGGAAUUACCAUUAGAUCCAGUUGAUGUUAAAACUGAUUUAGAUAUAUUAAUGUCAUUGCCAAUGCAUAAUAUACAUCAUAACAAUAAUUGUAUAACACAAUCACAAAUUUUACCUAGUUCCAAUACGAUAACCUAUACGGAAUUAUCACAAACGGAUACAGAGUCAAAAACUGAUCAAAUGACAAAAUCAAACACAUCUAAAGUAUCAACGAGUUUUAUAACUAGUGUUACGAGUAUUACAAGUUUAGAUAAUGGUUAUCAAGGUGAUGGAGAAAUGUCACGUCCAGCAUCUCGGGGUGGUGAUCAUUCACCAUCAAAUGGGCCCAAAAAUAAAAAUCAAAUAUCCCGACAACCAUCAUUUAAUAAUCAACAUCAAAAUAUUUUAGUACGAAGGCAAGAUCCAAUGACCGAUUCGGACUUUUUUACUGAAUCAGAUGCUGAUGUUGACAUAUUUCAUAGGGGAGACCGUAGAGCACAGGUUAUUGACGGUCAACUUUAUGGUCCAAUGCACCAACAAGCGGCCGCUAAUGUUUUUAUUAGUGAACAACCUGAAAUGGAAGAUUCUUGUAUGGAAUCAAGUGGUAUUUUUACAGAUGUUGAAAAUCGUUGUGAUGAUGACUUAGCCUUAAAUCGUCGAGAUGCAAUUGAAUCAGCUGCAAAAGAAAAUGUUUCGGCUAAUACAACAUCUCCUAAUUCUUUACUGACUUAUGUAACAUCAACAACUGGUACAUGUGAUAUUGAUAUGUCACCGGAUGGAAGUACAGAUACUGUAAAAAGUAACAAAAAUGAUACCAAUUUAACUUCAACAUCAGUAACAACAGCAACAACAACUACAACCUCUAAUCAUUCAAAUAGUGAUCGUUCAAUUACACCUUCAUCGUCAUUACUUAGCCAAGGUCAAUAUUAUGGUAGCGUUGGUGGUUGUAGUCAUCAUAGUGGUAACUUAUUAACUGAUUCACAGACAUCAACAAUAAAUAGUAGCUUUAGUUCAGAUCGCAUUAGUAUCAGUACUGAUUAUAACAUAACAGCAACAACAGCUACGACAGCAACUACAACAACAGCUACAACUAAACGAAAAGUAUAUAAUGUACGUAGCUCACCAACAUCAAAUGCUACAAGUCCAACAACAGUUUACAGUAAACCGAUAACAGAAAAACGUGCAGCAACAUCACCAUUAUUAAGCGCGGCGAAAAUAAAAGCUUCAAAUAAUAAAAUGAAAACGAAUACUACUAUAAAAAAUUAUUGUGGUGGUGGUGGUGGUGGUAGCAAUAGUAGUAUUGGUGAAACAAUGGCAAAAUCACCAGCGUUUAAAAAUUCAUUAAAAUCAAUUGCGCAUUCAUCAGUUUCAGUUAGAAAAUCGAGUCCGUCGCGAAAGCAUGUACUUGCUACAACGUCGUCGUCUGUUCGUCCGUCGCCGUCAUCGUUGUUAUCGUCGUCGCCUUCGCAAUCAUUACAAUAUUUAAAUAAAAAUAAACAAUUAAAUUCGGUUACGAAAUCAAAUAAAACGGUUAAUUCGAAUAAUCAUCGUAAAAAAUUAUCACUUGGUUUAAUCGGUAAUUCAUCAUCUUCAAUUGUAAACGAUUAUCAAUCGCCGCAGUCGUGUUCAUCGACAACAUCACCACAACAACAAAUAUUAUCUAGUGAUAAUAUUAUGGUAUUAAAUAGUAAAAAUAAUUUAGUUAACGGUAUUUCAAUAAAAACUAAAAAUACCGUUAAUACACGAAAUAUUUCAUCAAAUCAAGAAAAUAUAAAUCAUCAACAAAAUUCAAUAACAGCAAAUUCAUCAAAUAAUUCAAGUUCAAUAUCAAUAUCAACUGGUUCAAAUAAUCUUAAUAAUAAUAGUAAUAAUAAUUGUAAUAGUAAUUGUAAUAAUAAUGACAAUAAUGUUAAUUUAAUAGCAACACAAAAUCAUUAUCGUUCAACUAAAUUUCCACCAAAUAAAUGGGAUGCUGUUAUGAAUAAAAUUGCUGAAAAUAAAAAUAACCAGCAAAAGCUGGUUAAAAAAAGUUAUAAUCAAGUGAAAUCGAAAAUUUCAACUGGUAUUAAAAUUCAAUUACAACAACAACAACAAGAUAAUAUUGUUAAUAAUAAGAAAAAUUUAUGUUCAAAUAUAAAUAGUGUUAAUAAUUCAUUAAAUAAUGAUAAUAAUAGUGGUAAAAAUGAAAAUCAAAAUGGUGCCCAUCAUAAUAAUUUAAAUAAGGAAAAUUUAAUCAAAGUUACAACAAAAAUUCAAAAAAAAUUAAUUAAUUGUAAUAAUGUUGUUGUUGCAACUAGUCCAAAUUCUUCAUCAUCAGUUAAUUCAUCAUUUGAUUGCUCAGCAAAUACAAGUGGAUUAACAUCACCUCAAACGAAACGCUUAAUUCAAGGUGCUAUCAAACGGUGAGUUUUUUACAAACAAUUUUGGCAUACCGUCAAUAAUUUGAAAUCUCAAAAGUUUUGUUUUGUCUUGAAGAAGAACAAUUUCGAAAAAGAAAUAUGUGUGUUCACACCAGGUUACAAACUGA